GUUGCUAUGGGUAACCCCGCUACUCUCUAAGCCUUCCUCCCGCUUUAUUACUAUUAAUAAUAUUUUGCUUUGAUUUUUCACCCGAAGUAAAAAAGUGUGACGCCAGGGCUGGCACAUCAACCUGUCUUCCUCAAGAAACUCCCCCGUCACCGAAAAAUUACUCAACUGCUACCACUAAAUCAUCAUCGGUCACGGCAGAUGCGGACUUGAGCGGUCGUCGGGACGAAGUCGGUGGGAGACGACGAGCUUGAGGACACCAUGGAUAAAUAUGAAAAUCUGGGGCUAGUUGGAGAAGGAAGCUAUGGCCUGGUGAUGAAAUGCAAGAACAAAGCGAAUGGGAGAAUAGUCGCCAUUAAGAAAUUUUUGGAAAGUGAAGAAGACAAAAUGGUGAAGAAAAUAGCAAUGCGGGAAAUAAAGCUUUUAAAGCAACUCCGACAUGAUAACCUGGUAAAUUUGCUUGAAGUCUGUAAGAAGAAAAGGCGCUGGUAUCUUGUGUUUGAGUUUGUGGAGCGCACUGUAUUAGAUGAUUUAGAGCAAUUUCCAAAUGGGAUGGAAAACAGCAAAGUGAAAAAGUACCUGUAUCAAAUCCUGAGGGCUGUGGCCUUCUGCCAUUCGCACAAUAUUAUCCACAGGGAUAUCAAGCCUGAAAACAUCCUUGUGUCCCAGAAUGGAGUUGUCAAGCUGUGUGACUUUGGAUUUGCUCGGACGAUGGCGGCCCCCGGUGAGCUCUACACUGAUUAUGUGGCCACCCGCUGGUACAGAGCACCGGAGCUGGUGGUGGGAGACACCAAGUACGGCAAAGCUGUGGACGUGUGGGCCAUUGGCUGUCUGGUCGUUGAGAUGCUGACAGGAGAGCCGCUGUUUCCAGGGGAUUCAGAUAUUGACCAGCUAUACCACAUUAUUAAGUGUUUAGGAAACUUAACUCCACGUCACCAGGAGCUCUUUCACCGAAACCCCGUUUUUGCUGGAGUGCGACUGCCUGAAAUUCAACAAGUGGAACCUCUAGAGAAAAUGUUUCCAAAGCUACACUCCAUCACCUUGAACUUAGUAAAGAAAUGUCUGCACAUUGAUCCAGACAAGCGAUCGUCUUGCAGUGAGCUGUUGCGCCAUGACUAUUUUACCAGAGAUGGCUUUGCAGAAAGAUUCAUUGAGGAGCUCAAUUAUAAACUGAAGAAGAAUUUAAAAGAAAGCGCUCCAUUGUCAAAGAAGUCCAAAACAUCCAAAAGGGAAAAAGAAGAGCGUACUGCUGAUGAAUCAAAAACCAUAAGUAAAGAGCCUAGUAACCUUGUGAAAAUAAUUGAGAACAAGUCGGAUGCUAAAACGAUGAAAACUAGAGAACCCCUAGCAGAGACUGAAAAAGUGGAGAUGCAGACCAUUAUGGAGGGCAACGAAGGACCAGAGACGAGCACAGAGAAGGGUCUGGCCGUGAGCAGAGCGGUCCAUCUGUGUUUAAGAGAUCAGAACACCUGCAAUGAUUCUUCUGUGGGGGCUGCAAUUCCUCCAAUCUCACAGACCCCAGCAUCCAGCAGCCUAAAUGUCCCAUCUGCAGCUGUCUCAGGAUCACUCAGCUACAGGGGGAAUGAGAAGACAACCAAACACAUAACCGUUUUUAAGAAACACUGCCAGCAGCCUUUGCCCGGCCAUUACAAUAUCACUCUUAUGAUGCAGGCAGCACAUGAUAAAAGUGCUCUUCAUGACCGAUCUGUUCCACCCGAUAGAACAGGGAAUGGCAGCAAGAAGAAAUGGGAAUUUGGCAAGUCAGAUGUGCAUCUCCCUGAACUGAGCAGUAGUCAUUUGCCGGAGCUCAAAGGACCUGAAGGACGGCUUUCAAAGGCAACAAAGAAAGAGAGCAAGAAAACAGCUGACUGCCGAAUUCCGUCUCUCGCAGCGCUGGACGUCCACUCCAGUAUGGCUUUGCAACAGAUGUCUGCCACCUCCUACAUUGAAGCUACUGACGCCAGCUUGCCACGGGUGGACCAUUAGCACUGGGUGGCACAAUGUGAGGACUCUGCUGCUUGUCUGCUCCUCAGUCUAUGGAGGUCAUCAGGUUCCAUGCAGUCAGUUGUGACAGGACUUUUAGUCAUUUAAGCCAGUUAGCUGUUAUCUGUGGAACUUCUAACUUUAGAGACUUGAUGUCAUUUAUUAUUUUAUUAUUUGUGUUGUUUUUUGUUUUUUUUUUUAAAUGAGAGCCAAAGUGGCAUUUGCCUUACUAGCUGUGUCAGUAUUAAUGUGUUAGUCUUUCAUGUUGUGAUUGUAAUCCUAGCUGAUCACAGGCAGCUUACAUUAUUGCUUCACUUCAGAGUUCCAUUGAAGUGCCAUUUAAGCCAUAGAUGUCAAGUCCUUACACUAAGUUACAUUUUUAAUAAUUGUAAAAGUUGGGUUAGGCAUCAUUUAGAGUGGUAUUGAAAUCACUAAACCUGAGAAACGUCAGGCGUAUGACUGAGAUGAGAUUACAUGUGGAGAUAUGCACAAGGACUGAGCGAUGCCAGUGGUGAGCUGCUCUGCACGUUGUACAACUUAAAUCCAUUUGUUGUUACAAUAAACAUGCAGACAUUCAAUUCUUCUUCAAAAUUCAGCAUUUCUGGAAACAACAACUGAGUGCCUUUGAAUGCCACGUAUGGCACAAUGUGAAUAUAAUUGUAAAUACGAGCUUUUCUAAGCCUCAAAAGAUGAACGUCUCUGCUUGUCCAGUAGGACUCCAUGGCCAAGUGCUUGUGUGCUAAUCAAUCAAAACAAAAGAAGGAAUUUAUUUCCUGCUUAUUUUAAUGAAUCAAUUUGAUUUAUUGCCUAAAUUAAAAUAGUUGUUUUUUUUUUUGUUUUACUAUAAUGUGAAGAUUAUUGAAUCUCAUCAGGUCAGAUGAGCUGUAGGAAUCGGUCUUUUGCCAUUAGCCUCAGUGAAUGUGAGCGUCAUUACUUCUGUAGUGUUGUUCUACAACAAACUUUGAUCUCAUUUUCUAAUCAAUAA
Messenger RNA from Erpetoichthys calabaricus (reedfish), 2965 nucleotides. Its product is annotated as cyclin-dependent kinase-like 2. Gene Ontology annotation, cellular component: nucleus. Bases 259 to 1983 code for a protein of 574 amino acids. The record is from RefSeq and is a predicted model, not a curated record. The transcript is spliced from 13 exons. Gene Ontology annotation, biological process: protein phosphorylation. Lineage: Eukaryota; Metazoa; Chordata; Cladistia; Polypteriformes; Polypteridae. Gene Ontology annotation, molecular function: cyclin-dependent protein serine/threonine kinase activity; ATP binding.